GUCUCGCAGGGCUGCAGCUGGAGUCUGUUCCGCUUCACCUGGAGUUUACACCGGGACACACCGCUCUCUCCCCAGGCUGCUGCGGGACACCUGAAGACACACGUCUCUUCAGUUCAGCCAGAGACUGAAGCUGCACUCAAAUGUCGCUUCCUCUUUCGCGUUUACACUAUUUUACAGUCGGUUUAAGGAUUUAGCUGGUUCCUCCCAACUCCUUUUUCACAGUUACCUGUGAACCGGAGCAGCUUCUUCAACAUGGCUUCUUCCCCCACAGGUGACGACGAGGAACAGACGGAUAUAAAUGCCUGUUAUCUGCGAUCAGCUCGGGCCGGGAACCUCGAGAAAGCUUUGGACUACCUGAAGAAUGGAGUCGACAUCAAUAUUUGCAAUCAGAAUGGUCUAAAUGCUCUCCAUCUGGCCUCGAAGGAGGGCCAUGUGGAGGUGGUGGCUGAGCUCAUCAAGCACGGCGCCAACGUGGACGCAGCUACCAAGAAAGGAAACACAGCUCUUCACAUAGCCUCCCUCGCUGGGCAGAUCGACGUGGUGAAGGAACUCGUCACCCACAGUGCCAACGUCAAUGCACAAUCUCAGAAUGGCUUCACUCCGCUGUAUAUGGCGGCGCAGGAGAACCACAUGGACGUGGUGCAGUACUUAUUGGACCACGGCUCGAGUCAGAGCAUCGCCACUGAGGAUGGGUUCACUCCUCUGGCAGUGGCGUUGCAGCAAGGCCACGAGCAGGUGGUUUCCCUGCUGCUGGAGAACGACACUAAAGGGAAAGUUCGCCUCCCCGCGCUACACAUCGCUGCACGGAAGGACGACACCAAGGCCGCCGCGCUCCUCCUCCAGAACGACCACAACGCUGACGUCGAGUCCAAGAUGAUGGUGAAUAGAACAACAGAGAGCGGUUUCACUCCACUCCAUAUUGCGGCUCACUACGGCAAUAUCAACGUAGCAACACUCCUGAUGAACAGAGGGGCAGCUGUGGACUUCAAGGCAAGGAAUGACAUAACACCACUGCACGUAGCAUCCAAACGUGGGAACGGCAACAUGGUGCGACUGCUGCUGGAGAGAGGGUCCAAGAUAGAUGCACGAACCAAGGACGGUCUGACUCCUCUCCACUGUGGAGCCAGGAGUGGCCAUGAGCAGGUGGUGGAGAUGCUGCUGGACAGAGGAGCUCCAAUACUAUCCAAGACAAAGAACGGUUUGUCUCCGCUCCACAUGGCGACCCAGGGCGACCACCUGAACUGCGUCCAGCUGCUGCUGCACCACGAGGUGCCUGUGGAUGACGUGACCAACGACUAUCUGACAGCGCUGCACGUGGCAGCACACUGCGGACACUACAAGGUGGCAAAGGUGAUCGUGGACAAGAAGGCCAACCCCAACGCCAAGGCUCUGAAUGGUUUCACCCCCCUGCACAUUGCCUGUAAGAAAAACAGAGUCAAGGUGAUGGAGCUACUUCUGAAGCAUGGAGCGUCGAUACAGGCAGUCACUGAGUCCGGUCUGACUCCAAUCCAUGUUGCAGCGUUUAUGGGACACGACAACAUCGUGCACCAGCUGAUCAACCACGGGGCUUCACCAAACACAAGCAAUGUGAGGGGGGAGACAGCGCUCCACAUGGCAGCGAGGGCCGGACAGUCUAAUGUGGUCAAAUAUCUGAUCCAGAAUGGAGCACGGGUCGAUGCCAAGGCCAAGGACGACCAGACACCGCUGCACAUCUCAAGCCGUCUUGGUAAGCCAGACAUCGUCCACCAGCUGCUGACAAACGGAGCUUUCCCAGAUGCCACCACAAGCUCCGGAUACACUCCUUUACACCUGGCUGCCAGGGAGGGACACAGAGAUAUCGCUACAGCGCUGCUGGACCAAGGAGCCAGUCUGGGAAUCAUUACCAAGAAGGGCUUCACUCCGUUGCAUGUGGCUGCAAAGUAUGGCAAGAUCGAAGUCGCCAACCUGCUGCUGCAGAAAAACGCUCCGGCUGAUGCUGCUGGGAAGAGUGGACUAACUCCACUGCAUGUGGCAGCACACUAUGAUAACCAGAAGGUGGCGCUGCUCUUGCUCAACCAGGGAGCUUCACCGCACGCCGCUGCAAAGAAUGGUUACACACCACUCCACAUUGCCGCUAAGAAGAAUCAGAUGGAGAUUACCACCACCUUGCUGGAGUACGGUGCCUCCACCAACACAGUGACCCGCCAGGGCAUCACUCCUCUGCACCUCGCUUCACAGGAAGGCAACGUGGACAUAGUGACGCUGCUGCUGGCCCGAGACGCUCCGAUCAAUAUGGGCAAUAAGUCCGGUCUGACCCCACUCCACCUGGCUGCCCAGGAGGAUAAAGUCAACGUUGCUGAGGUGUUAGUCAACCAGGGAGCUACUCUAGACCCUGAGACUAAGCUGGGAUACACUCCGCUCCAUGUGGCCUGUCACUAUGGCAACGUAAAGAUGGUCAACUUCCUGCUGAAAAAUCAGGCGAAGGUCAACGCUAAGACCAAGAACGGUUACACACCUCUCCAUCAGGCUUCACAGCAGGGACACACACACAUCAUCAACCUGCUGCUUCAUCACGGAGCAUCGCCCAACGAACUCACAGCUAAUGGGAACAGCGCUCUGUCCAUUGCAAGGAGGCUCGGCUACAUCUCUGUCGUUGACACGCUCAAAGUAGUCACAGAGGAAACUCUUACCACGCAGACUGUUACAGAGAAGCACAAGAUGAACGUUCCAGAGACCAUGAACGAGGUGCUGGACAUGUCCGAUGACGAUGUCUGUAAAGCCAAUGUCCCCGAAAUGAUCACAGAGGACUAUAUAUCUGAUGUGGAAGAAGGUGAUGAUGCAAUGACGGGGGACACAGACAAAUAUCUAGCCCCCCAGGACCUGCGGGAGCUGGGGGACGACUCGCUCCCACAGGAGGGCUACAUGGGCUUCAGCGUUGGAGCGCGUUCACAGAGCCUGCGUUCCUUCAGUUCUGAUAGGUCCAACACGUUGAAUCGGAGCUCCUUCACGCGGGACAGCAUGAUGAUAGAGGAGAUGCUGGCACCUGGCAAGGACAUGCAUCUGGCGGUGGCUAAGGACUGCGAUAACGACUCUCUGAGGAGAUACAGUUGGAACCCAGACGCCCAUGAUAAUGUCAACAUAGUGUCCUCGCCAAUACACUCGGGUUUUUCCUCUCCGCUCCCGCAGUACGACAGCAGGUUCCUGGUCAGCUUCAUGGUGGACGCCAGAGGUGGCUCCAUGAGAGGGAGUCGUCACAACGGCAUGCGCAUCAUCAUCCCGCCCAGGAAGUGCACAGCGCCCACCAGGAUCACCUGUCGCCUGGUCAAGAGACACAAACUGGCCACGCCCCCUCCGAUGGUGGAAGGAGAAGGCCUGGCCAGCCGAUUGGUUGAAGUCGGUCCUGCAGGAGCUCAGUUCCUCGGGCCUGUGAUUGUGGAGAUCCCUCAUUUUGGCUCGAUGCGAGGCCAGGAGAGAGAGCUGAUCCUGCUGCGCAGCGAGAACGGGGAGAGCUGGAAGGAGCACGUGUACGACUACAAGACUGACGACCUCAGGCAGCUCCUCAGUGGGAUGGAUGAAGAGCUGGACAGUCCUGAGGAGCUGGAGAGGAAGAGAAUCUGCCGCAUCAUCACCAAGGACUUCCCACAGUACUUUGCUGUUGUGUCUCGAAUCCGGCAGGAGACCAAUCAGAUGGGACCAGAGGGCGGAACUCUGUGCAGCCGCAGCGUCCCAUUGGUUCAAGCUUCCUUCCCUGAGGGGGCGCUAACCAAGAAGAUAAAAGUUGGACUGCAGGCCCAGCCGGCACCCGACGACACUGUGAAGAAAAUCCUCGGUAACCGGGCAACCUUCAGCCCCAUCGUUACCGUGGAGCCCAGAAGAAGGAAGUUCCACAAACCCAUCACCAUGACAAUCCCAGUCCCGCCUCUUUCAGGGGAGGGGUUUACCAACGGCUACAAAGGAGACUGUACGCCAUGUCUCCGCCUUCUCUGCAGCAUCACAGGUGGUACGUCCCCUGCACAGUGGGAAGACAUCACUGGCACCACUCCUCUCACUUUCGUCAAUGACUGCGUCUCCUUCACCACUAAUGUUUCUGCAAGGUUCUGGUUAGCUGACUGCCACCAGAUCCCAGAGACGGUGGGCUUGGCCAUGCAGCUGUACAGGGAACUCAUCUGCGUGCCCUACAUGGCCAAGUUUGUUGUGUUUGCUAAGACCAACGACCCAAUGGAGUCCAGACUGAGGUGCUUCUGUAUGACAGACGACAAGGUGGAUAAGACCCUGGAGCAGCAGGAGAACUUUGAGGAGGUGGCCAGGAGCAAGGACAUAGAGGUUCUGGAAGGCAGGCCCAUUUAUGUGGACUGCUAUGGAAACGUGGCUCCUCUGACUAAAGGUGGUCAGCAGUUAGUUCUUAACUUUUACGCCUUCAAGGAGAACCGUCUGCCCUUCUGUGUCAAGGUGAGAGACCCCAGCCAGGAACCCUGCGGUCGUCUUACGUUCCUCAAAGAGUGUAAGACCAUAAAAGGCCUUCCACAAACUGCCGUUUGCAACCUGAACAUCACACUGCCAGCAGUGAAAAAGGAAAUGGAGUCAGAUGCCGAGGACGAGACUGAAAAGCCAGAGCGACGUCAUACCUUUGCAUCCCUAGCCUUACGUAAGCGCUACAGCUAUCUGGCCGAGCCUGCACUGAGCCCUCAGAGUCCCUGUGAGAGAACAGACCUUCGCAUGGCAAUAGUAGCCGACCACCUCGGACUCAGCUGGACUGAGCUGGCCAGGGAGAUGGAUUUCUCUGUGGAUGAGAUCAACUUUAUCAGAGUGGAGAACCCCAACUCCCUGACAGCACAGAGCUUCAUGCUCCUUAAGAAAUGGGUGUACAGGGACGGUAAAAACGCCACAACGGAUGCUUUAACUGCGGUGCUGACUAAGAUCAAUCGGUUGGAUAUUGUGACUUUGCUGGAAGGGCCCAUAUUUGACUACGGUAACAUUUCAGGCACACGCUGCUUUGCCGAUGAUAACGCAGUAUUCCCGGAUCAGUCCGAUGGAUACGACAAUAUAGACCUGGAACUGCAAACCCCCACAGAACUGAACUCCCAGCCCCCCACCCCUCUUCGCCCAGACGACUUCUUUAGUGAGGGCGAAGCUAGCGCAGACUCCCCUAGCAAGAUCACGCUUACUAGACCUAGCGACCUCUCUCUCACUCAGACCACCAGUACUUCCAGCAGUGACCCCCCCACAGUCGCCCCAGGCCCCACCUCCAGUGCCGCUCAGCCCCCCAUCGUUGGAGCAGAAGAUACAGCGUUGACCAGUGGAGAAGUAGAGAUUUCUAAGGAAGAAAAGACAGGGCUGGUUUAUUAUGACAGGCCCGAUAAUGACAGAAGGGCAGUAGAGCAAUCAGGAAAGGGAACACAGGGGUACGCUGAGGCCUUAGAGGAAGAACUGAAGGCAGAGGAACAAGGUGUUUUGGAGCGUCAGGGAGAGGAUGCCGCCUCAGAAACACCUCAUGGGAAUGGAAGGCAUGAAGAAGAGGAAGAGGAGGAGGAGAUGACCCCGGAGAGGCUGCAGAGUCUGCUGGACGAUAUAAAGCUGGAGGGAGGCUUGGAGGACGAGGAGAUGACAGAGGAGAGGAUGAAUGCUAUUCUCGAUCAAUUGCACCAAGCAGAAAAAGACGUGUGUUCAGUUCCAGGCUGGAGAAAUGAGACGUCCGGCGCAACCGCAGAGUCAGCAGCCCCCGGCCUCAGCCCCGGCACCGAGGAGGGCAGCCCCGACAGUCUGGCUGAUUCUUUGGAGCAGCCCCCGGCUAAGGCCAACCGACAGAACGGAGGUCACAUCGACACCGUCAGGGAAGGAAAGGAAAAGGAAGCCAAGAGGAAGGGAUCUCAGGAGGACAGCAGCACAGCGGGACCAAGCGGAGGACGGGAGGAGGGAGGAGAAAGGUCCCAGCACAAAGUCCAGCAGAGUGUUAUAGAUGAGUCCGGCUCCGAUGGGGAGACCACUGUCACCACCAGGGUGUUCCGCAGACGGGUCAUACUCAAGGUGUGUAAGGCCUGCUGUGUGGCGGCUCCAGGCAGAGUGAACAUGCUUAAAGCUUUCAGAAACAAGUGUGUGUCGAGGCGCCAGUUGCAGAAACAGAACAAAAACGUAGAAGCUGUGCUGGUGUGUGCUCAGCAUUUGUGUGUUUUUUACUUGGUGUUGUAUUUGUGUGACAGAGAGUGUAACAUACAGAGUGUUUCCAUCCAACUGCUUUUUGGAGAGUUCAAAUUCAAGAAGUUUAAAUAUCACACAGAAUUUGUUUAUGCUUGGAUUUUUUUUAAAUGCCUGAAUAAAUACCACAUUUCCAUCAAGUUCACCGUAAUUCCAAUUACAUAAUGUUGUUUGGAGUCU
Molecule: messenger RNA, 6351 nt
Organism: Trematomus bernacchii (emerald rockcod)
Lineage: Eukaryota; Metazoa; Chordata; Actinopteri; Perciformes; Nototheniidae
Product: ankyrin-3-like
Exons: 44
Coding region: 253-6336 (2027 amino acids)
Biological process (GO): protein localization to T-tubule; signal transduction; regulation of cardiac muscle contraction
Cellular component (GO): T-tubule
Molecular function (GO): protein binding
Source: RefSeq, a predicted model, not a curated record